UAAAUGUGUAUUUUGUAUUAUUUAUGAAAUAAACGCGGAGGACAGUGAUUUAAUUUUCCUUACAAAAAUGGCUCAAAAUGAAUUUAAUACAUUUCGAAGUUAUGUUAAUAUAUUAAGUGAUCCCUCAGCUAAAGAGGAAAUUAAGUUUAAAGCGGCACAAGAGCUAAGUGAACAUUUUGAACUAAUAAUACAAAGCCCUUCAUACCCAGCUUUCUUAGAACUUGCGCUAAAAGUAUUUAUUCGGAUAUUACAAGAUGGGGAACCACAGUUUAUUCAAGAAAAUAGUUCUCAACAUAUACGAAAAUUAAUAUUGGAAAUGAUUCAUAGAUUGCCUAUUAGCGAAAACCUGCGUCAACAUGUAAAGCCCAUAAUCUCAGUAAUGCUUAAGAUUCUUAGAAGCGACAACGAAGAAAACGUACUGGUUAGUCUAAGAAUAAUAAUAGAAUUACAUAAACAUUUCCGGCCGUCGUUUAACCCUGAGGUGCAACACUUUCUUCUAUAUGUAAAGGACAUAUACACGGAGUUGCCAAACCAUAUGAACAAAAUAUUUGAACAAAAGCAGCAACCGAUGCGUGUAAAGGAUCUUAAAGAACUAAAUAUUGACCACCUCUUAUCUAUAACUUAUGCUCCCAGAAUUAUACAUGUUGAAAGUCUGCAAGACUCGUCACCGCAAGUGUUUAAUCUUUUACCUAAAGGGGUCUUGUCCUUAAGGGUAUUACAAGAGCUGCCUAUAAUCGUGGUAUUAAUGUACCAGAUAUAUAAGACUGCAGUUCAUCAGGAAGUUUCUGAGUUUAUUCCGUUAAUUAUGACCACAAUCAACUUACAACCUUCUCCGCAGCAAAGGUGGAAUUCUGCUGAUCUUAAUAAAGAGAUAUUCGUUGAUUUUAUGGGCGCCCAAGUAAAAACAUUAUCAUUUUUAGCCUAUAUUGUUAGGAUAUUUCAGGACUUAAUACUUACACAUUCAGCAUCAGUUACAAAUGGAAUGCUUAGUCUAAUGGAACUGUGCCCGAAAGAAGCUGCCCAUUUAAGGAAAGAAUUGCUGAUAGCUGCCCGCCACAUUUUCGCUACCGACUUGCGGCAAAAAUUCGUUCCUAUAAUAGAGAAGCUCUUCAAUGAAGAUCUAUUAAUUGGCAAAGGAGUGACUCUGGAGUCUAUUCGACCGUUAGCAUACUCGACUUUAGCGGAUUUGGCGCACCAUGUUCGGCAGAGUUUAUCUCUGGACGUGCUUGAAAAAGCAGUUAAUUUGUUUUCAAAAAACGUUCACGACGAGUCUCUUGCAACUGGUAUACAAACCAUGUCUUGCAAACUAUUGCUAAACUUAGUGGACUGCAUCAGGCAGCAUAGUGAAUUGGAUGCUAUUAAAGCAAGAAAUAUAUUGGUUUCUUUGUUAAAAGUAUUCGCAUAUAAAUUCAAAACUAUAGCAAAAAUUCAGUUGCCUUCAAUAAUACAAAAGUGGAAGAGCCAGUCUUCUGCACCGGCAGCAAAUUUGUCACCAGGUACUUCGAAUACGUCCAACACCAACAGCUACAACGACUUUAAAGAUGGAGUUGGGGAAAAUGGAUCAACAAUGGAUCAGGCAAUGAAAAUUAAUAUCGUAGGAAAUCAUUGGUUAUGCCCUGCCAAUAUAGUGGAAUAUCGAGGUUUAGUAAAAACUUUGGUUGGUGGAGCUAAAACAAUCACUUGGGGAUUCAUAAGUUCUAAACCUAUCUUUUCUGACAUGAAAAAUAAUCAGGAAAAAUUAUUUGACUCAAGUGAAUUAAAAAUAUAUAUUGAUUUGGUGUAUUGGGCAAUGGAGGCUUUGGAUAUAUACACAAUAAGUACUGCUAACACCAAUCAACAGAGAACAUCAAACCAGGGACCAAGAACUAAAGAAGAAAAAGAAGUUCUGGAACACUUCAGCGGCAUUUUUCUAAUGAUGCAUCCUCAAAACUUCCAAGAGGUGUUUGCCACUACUAUUGACUUUAUGGUCGAAAGGAUUUCUAAAAAUACAUCCCUCCAAGUAGUGGCAAAUUCAUUCCUCGCAAAUCCAACAACGUCACCUCUUUUUGCAACAGUGCUCGUUGAAUAUUUAUUAGGAAAAAUGGAUGAAAUGGGUUCAAAUAUCGAACGCUCAAAUCUAUAUUUGCGAUUGUUUAAAUUGGUAUUUGGAAGUGUAAGUUUAUUUCCGGUUGAAAACGAACAGAUGCUUCGUCCGCAUUUGCAUAAUAUCGUCAAUAGAUCAAUGGAACUGGCACUAACGGCUGAAGAACCAUAUAACUAUUUUCUAUUACUACGUGCCCUAUUUAGAUCAAUCGGCGGAGGAAGCCAUGAUUUAUUAUAUCAAGAAUUUCUGCCACUAUUACCGAAUUUAUUAGAAGGUUUGAAUCGUUUGCAAAGUGGUUUUCACAAACAGCAUAUGAAAGAUCUUUUUGUUGAACUCUGUUUGACUGUACCUGUUCGAUUGUCUUCUUUGUUGCCAUAUUUACCAAUGCUUAUGGAUCCCUUAGUCUCAGCUCUUAAUGGAUCAGCAACAUUAAUAAGCCAGGGCUUGAGGACGUUAGAACUUUGCGUUGACAAUCUGCAACCAGACUUCUUAUAUGAUCAUAUUCAACCUGUUCGAGCAUCAUUAAUGCAAGCACUUUGGCGAACGCUCCGAAAUCAAGAUAAUGCCGCUCUUGUUGCUUUUCGUGUGCUGGGCAAGCUUGGAGGUGGGAAUAGAAAAAUGAUGACUGAACCACAGACUUUACAGUUUAAAGAAAAUGAUGCGGUACCCACCGCCGUCGUUACAUAUUUUCAAGAUCACGAUAAACCAAUUGAUUUCCCUAUUGAAAAAGCAAUUGACACUGCUUUUACUGCACUUAGCUCUAAUACGACAGAUGCAUUUUAUAGGAGACAGAGUUGGGAAGCGAUACGAUGCUUUCUAGCCGCUUCUAUUAAUCUUGACGAUGACAAAUAUACUUUACAGAAGUUGUUCAUGCAUAAUAGUUUUACUGAAGGAAAUAUAAUGAUUUCUCCAAUAAUUCAAACUAAAUUAGAAGAAGAGCAUUCACGCAAAACACAUCAGACAGCAUUAACAGGAAUGUUGGUGGCAUCUGCAACAAAAGAUCUUCGGGAGUCUGUUUUCCCGGUUAUGGUUGCCGUUGUUCGCCACUACACUAUGGUGGCAAUAGCACAAGAAGCCGGUCCCUUUCCAUAUAAGCAUUAUCACAGCUCGCAAGGUGUUGAUCCGCUUGUCUUAAUCGACGCUCUAGCAGUAUGCAUGGGACAUGAAGAGAAAGAAUUAUGCAAGCCCGGUCAUCUCUGUAUGGAACUAAUUUUGGAAACAGCAAGUACAAUAAUGGGUACUAAAGAAAGAGCGUGUCGUCUGCCUUUGAUUCAGUAUCUUGUGGAAAAAAUGACUGCACUUUGUUAUGAGCGGCCGUGGUACGCGAAAGUGGGCGGAUGCAAAGCUAUACAAUUUCUAUAUCAGCAUGUGUCGUUAAAAUCUUUGUAUCAACACCUUUUCACAUUUUUAAAGGCAUUUCUAUUUGUUUUGAUGGAUUUGGAAUGUGAAGUUUCAAGCGGUGCUAUCGACGUCGCUAAGACCAAUCUUAGAAACAUGCUCAAAUUAUGCAUGGUGCCGCUAGAAAACGAAAACAAUAAUGAAGAAAUAGUCACUUUUCAAAACAAAGCGAUGUACGAAAUUGUCCACGAGCUCGUUCGCCAAGUGACCAGCUCUAAUGCUUUGGUUCGUGAGGAAGCAAUGGGUUCUCUAAAUUUCAUUGCUAAACUACAAAAGAAAACUGUAUAUGAGAUAAUGGACCCACAUAAAGAGGUUUUAGCUGAUAUAAUACCUCCGAAAAAACACCUAUUGAGGCAUCAACCGACGAAUGCUCAAAUUGGCCUAAUGGAAGGCAAUACAUUCUGCACUACCCUUGAGCCGAGGCUUUUUACGAUAAGUCUUACCAACAAUUACCACCGAUUAUUUUUUCAUGAGCUGCUAACUCUGAGUGAAGCUGAAGAUGCCACUCUAAAUAAAUUGGACUGUUACAAAAAUGUUGCAAAUCUCAUACCACUGCGGAAGAGUGCUUUAAGGGCCUUAGCAGCUUGCCAUUACAUAACUGAUAGCCAAUGUAAGGAAAAAAUUAUCAAUAUUCUUUUUAAGGUGAUGGAAAGCAACAAAGAGGAGUUGCAGGAAGCGGCUUUUAAUUGCACCAAAGUGUUUAUUUCUGGAAUUCAUAUUGACAAGGAAAAGGUUCAUGCUGGAAUGCGGCCGUUACUGUUAACAUUGGGCGAUCAUCGGAAUCUUUCUUUAACAGCAACGAAGAGACUUUCGUACUUCACACAGCUAUUCCCUCAAAUGUUUAAUGAAAAACUAAGUGAACAAAUUUUACAACAUUGUCAGAAGAUUUUAGAAAUGUCUAUUUCUUCGCACAAAUCAAGUACGAAUCAAGGGGGCAAUUUUUUUACGAUUGCCAAACGUGAUGAAUAUGAACAAAAAGUUGUAACUCUAAUUGAAAUGUUUCAUCAAAUAACAGCAGCGUCGCCAAAAUAUAUCGACAGUCUCUGUCAGCUGGUCUUGAAAACUGAAAAAAGCUUAAUGAUCGAAUCAUCAAGCCCGUAUCGUGAACCUCUCGUGAAAUUUUUACUUCGGUUUCCUGCCGAGACCGUGGAUCUGUUCGUUUCUGAUGGUAUAAUUGUAAAUGCCCAAUGGAAUAGGUUUUUCUUAUAUUUAUUAAAUCACAAAUGUGGACAACCAUUUCGCACUGUUAUUAAGACACAUAAAUGCAAUGCCUUAGUUAAGCUUAUAAACGGAACAUUAAACUCGAACCCGCAAUUUGAGCAAUCACAGAAAUAUGAAGCUCAACAUCAGGCAGUGCUGCUAGUGUAUACAAUUAUGGAAAUGGACGAUCAGUGGAUUCCUACACAAACGGACAUUGUAUUAGCCUUAAAAAAGUUAUGGGAGACAAGUUUGUAUAGUACAUGCAAAGACAAUGUUACCUGUGAUUUGUGGCAUUUAGUUGGGAAAAUAUUGCUACUGUAUUUUUCCCACAAUACCAAUGAUAUUGAUUUACUUUUUCAACUUCUACGAGCGCUUUGUUUACAUUUCAUACCGGACUUCCAUUUUCUACGGGAAUUUUUACAAAAUACUGUAGCUCAAAGCUAUACUGUUCACUGGAAAAGAAAAGCGUUUUUCCACUUUGUUGAUAAAUUUAAUGGUACUACUCUCUCAGAAGAUCUUAAAGCAAAAAUUAUAACAGCCGUGCUUAUUCCUUGCUUCAUCGUAAGCUUUGAUAAAGGGGAAGGAAAUAAAUUGAUAGGGGCACCCCCAGCAUCAUAUACCGAUGAUGAAAACAAUGUUGUAUCUGUUUUCAUCAGCAAAGUAUUUGACCCCGACAAACCGUAUGCGAAUGAAGAUGCAGUUAGAAUUGCAUUACUGCAAUUUGCUUGUUUGCUUGUGGAAAGAGCUUCACAGCACAUCCAUGACGGUGAUGCUAAUAAUAAGCGACAGGGCAACAAGCUUCGCCGUCUAAUGACAUUUGCAUGGCCUUGCUUGCUUAGUAAGAGUUCAGUGGAUCCAACAGCUCGAUAUCACGGACACCUUCUACUAGCUCAUAUAAUUGCUCGAUUGGCUAUACACAAAAAGAUUGUACUUCAAGUGUUUCUUUCGUUGCUCAAGGGGCAUGCCCUUGAAGCUAGACCAGUUGUUCGUCAAGCACUUGAUGUCUUAACACCGGCGAUGCCAUUACGAAUGGAAGACGGAAAUACUAUGCUGACUCAUUGGACAAAAAAAAUUAUUGUCGAAGAAGGGCACUUAAUGCAACAACUAUAUCAUAUUCUUCAAUUGAUUGUACGCCAUUAUAAGGUAUAUUAUCCCGUACGUCAUCAUUUAGUACAGCAUCUCAUUAAUUAUAUGCAACGCCUUGGGUUUCCUCCCACUGCGUCAAUGGAACAUAGAAAACUUGCUGUUGAUAUCGCUGACGUAAUAAUCAAAUGGGAGGGACAGCGUAUCAAAGACGAAGAGAAGGAAACAAAAGUGGAGGAUAUAAAUCUAGAUGGUGGAGGUGCAGUAUGUGACAGUACUAAUAAACGAUCGUCUGAUGAAGUGAGCGCACAACGCAAGAAAGCCAUCACAUCCGAUGGUCAAAGGAAUCUAAUCGGCCAAUGUACAUCUGGAAUUAAUCAAAGUCAGAAAAUGGACGAAGCUUUCCGAUCGAUAGAAAAAACCCAUUGUGAUACAGUACUUAAUUUUCUAAUACGUCUUGCAUGUCAAGUAAACGAUAAUCAGCCCGCAGUUAUUUCGCCUGGCGAGGGAUUGUCGCGCAAAUGCAUAAUGCUAUUAAAGUCGGCAAUGCAAAAUAAAUGGCCCCAACCGUUCGAACUUAAACUAAAUUGGCUGGAUAAAGUGUUUAUGACUAUUGAAACUCCAACACCAAAUCUGAGUAACAUUUGCACUGGAUUGGACUUUGUUACGUUUUUAACAACGAUUUUGCCGGCUGAUCAAUUGCUAUCAACCAUAAGACCAAUUCAAAAAGGGCUUUCAAGCUGUAUAAUACACCAGAAUACACGAAUUGUUCGUCUUAUGCAUGCUUUUCUGACAAGACUUAUGACAAUUUUUCCACCAGAUAUCAAUCAUAAACACGAAGAUCUUGAUAUACUAUAUAGUGCUAUAAGCAAAAUGAUCUCGGAUAAUUUGACCUUAUAUGAAAAAAGCCCUCAACCCAAUCCCCCGUCACUGUUUGGAACGCUAAUGAUAUUAAAGGCCUGUUCUUCCAACAAUUCAAGUUAUAUAGACAGACUUAUGUUACAAUUUAUAAGAGUGUUAAAUAGGCUGACAAAGGAUCACUUAAAUACACAAGGUAAUGGUCAACCUAUUGCUUCCAGUACGGACAGCAGUCAUAUAUCUUUGGAGUUGCUCGUCCUUUCUUUAGACUUGAUAAAAAAUCGAAUAAUCAUUAUGGGAGUUGAAGUGCGCAAAUUAUUCAUUGGAAAUAUUCUUGUAAAUCUGAUUGAAAAAAGCUUAGACGUCAAAGUCUUAAAAUCGAUAAUAAAAAUGCUCGAUGAAUGGAUAAGAGCGAAAGAACAAAAUCCAAUAAUGCAAAUACCUUCAAUACGAGAAAAGUCUAUUUUAUUGGUGAAACUUAUGCAGUAUUUAGAGAAAAAGUUUUCAGACGAAACGGAAUUAAAUAUACAAUUCUUAGAGAUCGUAAACUACAUAUACCGAGACGAAUAUUAUAAGCAAACUGAACUGACAGCUAAACUUGAAGGUGCUUUUCUAACUGGUCUGCGAUGUCAAGAUCCACAGAUAAGAUCCAAGUUCUUUGAGAUUUUAGAUGCAUCAAUGAGAAGGAGGCUUCACGAUCGCCUUCUUUACAUUAUCUGUUCACAGGCUUGGGACUCAAUUGGCACACAUUAUUGGAUAAAACAGUGCAUUGAGCUUUUAGUUCUGACCACUAACACAAUGACCCAAAUUCAAAAUUCAAGUGAAGCGCAUAAGGUACCAAGUAUCAAAUCAGUAAUCAAUCUCGCUGAAGGCCAGGAUAAAAGUAGCUUCGUAAUAUAUACGUCUUCUCAUACUGAAUGCUUUGAGGCAAUGCAAGUCGAAGACAAGGAAGAUGUUUUUGAUAAUGAUCUUGAAACAAAUUGGAGUGUGAAUCGCAAUCAUGAGAAUGACAAAGAAUUACCGAAGCGUAAAUUACAACUUCUAAUAAAUAAACAAAUUGAAUUUUUAGAAGCUAAUCGUAAAAUUAAUACGGAACAGUUAAUUAUAGCUAUUGCACAACUUUGCCACAUGGAUAUAGAACUAGCAGAAAAUGUGUGGUUAAUAAUUUUUCCAAGGCUUUGGGCAAUUUUCGAUGAGGAACAGCAGCAUUUAAUUGCGAGAGAACUCGUUCCAUUCCUCUCUUCCGGUAGCAACGUGGUGCAAAAGGACUGCUUUCCUAGUGCACUUAACACCUUUGUAGAAAGUCUAAUGCAAUGUGAACCUCCGAUAUAUAUUCCACCAUAUUUAAUGACAUAUCUAGGUAGAGCUCAUAAUCUCUGGCAUCGAAUGACUUUAGUACUGGAAGAACUUCACCAUGGAACUAGAAAAAUAUCUCUCGAUAAUUCCGAACCGGAUCAACAAGAGCAAUUCUCUGCAAUGAAAAAAAAUUUAGUAUAUGAUUCCCUCUCUCAAAUGUAUGCUACCAUGCAUGAAGAGGAUCUUUGGGCUGGUUUGUGGUUGAAGUAUGCACAUUAUCCAGAAACUAAUAUUGCUAUAGCCUACGAGCAGAUGGGAUUUUUCGAGGAAGCUCAGGGAGCUUACGACUUGGCAAUGUCAAAGUUCAAACAUGAUCAAGCCAAUGGACUGAUUAACACAGAUGUUAACAGUGAAUUGCUUCUCUGGGAAAACCAAUGGAUUCGUUGUGCAAAAGAGCUGAAUCAGUGGGAUAUUUUAUUGGAUUACGCCCAAACAAAUAAGGAAAAAAACAUGUUUCUUAUACUUGAAAGUGCAUGGCGAGUGCCGGACUGGAAUUUAAUGAAAACUGCUAUAUCCAAAACAGAGCAAUCUUUUGCAAAACAAUUUGGUUAUAAAAUUCAUUUAUAUAAAGGUUUUCUGGCUAUAUUACAUCAGGAAGAUCGUCAACUCUUGAACGUUGAGAGACAUAUUGAAAAUGCAUCUGCAUCAUGCAUGAAAGAAUGGCGAAAGUUGCCUCCUAUUGUUUCACAUAUACAUUUACAAUAUCUACAGGCGGCUCAACAAAUAAUGGAAUUACAUGAGGCAAGCACCAUACAUCAGGGCUUAAUUCAAUCACGUAAUACCUCUAUCCACGAUAUGAAAGCUAUUGUGAAAACGUGGCGGAAUCGUCUGCCUGUGGUUGCAGACGAUUUAUCACAUUGGAGUGAUAUAUUUACAUGGCGACAGCAUCAUUAUCAAAUAAUCACUCAGCACCUUGAGCAACAAUCGGACCAGGGUAAUACCAUGCUUGGGGUCCAUGCCUCCGCUCAAGCAAUAAUUUAUUUUGGAAAAAUCGCAAGAAAACAUAACUUAACUGGAGUUUGUCAGGAAACUUUAUCGCGAAUAUACACUAUACCCUCAGUGCCAAUUGUGGACUGUUUUCAGAAAAUACGACAACAAGUGAAAUGUUAUUUGCAAAUGGCCGCUUCUUCGGGGAAAACUGAACUAAAUGAAGCGCUUGAAGUAAUUGAGUCUACCAAUUUAAAAUAUUUCACAGGAGAAAUGAAUGCGGAAUUCUACGCUCUGAAAGGACUACUUUUAGCACAAAUCGGGCGUUCCGAAGAAGCAGGUAAAGCAUUCAGCGCAGCAGUGCAACUUCAUGAUGGGCUAACGAAAGCUUGGGCCAUGUGGGGUGAUUAUAUGGAACAAAUGUUUCUUAAAGAUAGACAAAUGGUUUUGGCGGUUAGUGCCAUAACUUGCUAUUUGCAUGCUUGCCGACACCAAAAUGAAAGCAAAACGAGAAAAUAUCUGGCAAAAGUUUUGUGGUUUCUGUCCUACGAGAAUGCAAGUGGCACUCUUAUGAGUACUUUAGAAAAAUACGUGGUCGGUGUACCACCGCCGUAUUGGCUCCCUUGGAUACCGCAACUACUUUGCUGCUUGGUGCAAUAUGAAAGCAAUGUUAUUUUGAAUCUUUUGAGUCAUGUAGGACGUUUAUUUCCUCAAGCCGUGUACUUUCCUAUUCGUACUUUAUAUCUAACAUUAAAAAUCGAGCAAAGGGAGAAACAUAAAACAGCUGAGCAAGCCGGUUUUAUUGGAAAACUUCAAACACCGGUGCUCGACAGCCAAAAUACUGGUCAAACAAUCAAUACACAAACGAGUACCGGGUCAACUGUUAAUCCAAUCAAAGCAACACCUUCAAUGUGGCGUUGUUCUAAAGUAAUGCAUGUGCAACGGGAAAUCCAUCCAACAAUUCUCAGCUCCUUAGAGGGAAUCGUGGAUCAGAUGGUUUGGUUCAGAGAAAGCUGGACCGAGGAAGUGCUAAGGCAAUUACGACAAGGCUUAAUUAAGUGCUAUGCAAUUGCAUUUGAAAAUAGAAGCGCUGUAAACGACGCUACAAUUACACCGCACACUCUACACUUUGUUAAGAAAUUAGGAUCUACAUUUGGCAUUGGCAUCGAGAAUAUACCGGGAUCCGUGGCAGCCUCUGCCUCGAAUUCAGCAGCAUCUGAGUCUAUAGCUCGUAGGGCUCAAGUUACCUUCCAAGAUCCAGUGUUUCAAAAAAUGAAAGAACAAUUUACCAAUGAUUUCGACUUUUCUAAGCCCGGAGCUAUGAAAUUGCAUAAUCUCAUUUCUAAAUUGAAAACAUGGAUAAAAGCUUUAGAGGCUAAAGUGAAAAAGCUUCCAACCUCAUUUCUUAUUGAAGACAAAUGUAGGUUUUUGUCAAACUUCAGCCAAAAGACAGCCGAAGUUGAGCUGCCUGGAGAAUUACUAUUGCCAUCCUCUUCUCAUUAUCAUAUACGUAUCGCAAGGUUUAUGCCACGCGUGGAAAUAGUUCAAAAAAACAACACGGCAGCAAGACGAUUAUAUAUUCGUGGAACUAAUGGAAAGAUUUAUCCAUACUUAGUCGUUAUAGACACAGGACUCGGCGAUGCCCGAAGAGAAGAACGCGUUUUGCAAUUAAUGCGAAUGCUUAACUAUUAUUUGGAGAAGCAAAAGGAGACUGCCAGACGUUUUCUGAAUAUGACGAUUCCCAGAGUAGUUCCGAUAUCUCCACAAAUGCGCUUAGCUGAAGAUAACCCAACAAGUAUUUCCUUAAAAGAGAUUUACAAAAAAUGUUGUUUGAAGUUAAAAAUAGAUCAUGACCUUCCAAUCGUCAAGUAUUACGAUCGCCUCUCGGAAGUUCAGUCACGAGGGACUCAAACCACCCAUACAGUUCUGUGUGAUAUAUUUUGUGAAGUUCAGACUACCAUGAUUCAAAGUUCGUUGUUUAAAAAGUGGGCUCUUAAUAGAUUUAUUUCUUCCACUGACUUUUGGCAGUUCAGAAAAAUGUUAACUCUGCAGUUGGCACUUGCAUUCUUAUGUGAACACGCCCUUCACUUGACAAGAUUGAAUGCGGAUAUGAUGUAUAUUCACCAAGACUCCGGUUUAAUGAAUGUUUCAUAUUAUAAAUUUGAUAUCAAUGACGAAAAGGAAGAGCUUGACUGCAAUCGGCCCGUGCCGUUCCGUCUUACACCAAACAUUGCUGAGUUUGUAACCAAUAUUGGAAUAACUGGCCCUAUGUCUGCUGCAAUAGUGGCCACUGCACGUUGCUUUGUGCAGCCGAAUUAUAAACUUUGUUCAAUUCUGAAGGCCAUUCUCAGAGACGAGAUAAUUGCUAUACAGAAGAAACGCAUUCGAGAUAAUAAACUUGUGGAGCCAAUAGCGGAUUCCGCCAUUGAUAUGAACGCUAUGGACAACACCAUCAGUUUGAUCAAUAAGGCUGUCGCGGUUAUAAUGUCACGACUGAAUUCCAUUUCUUACUUUGAUAACACAGAAUCCAAAAAAGUGUCCAUUUUGAUACAAUCUGCAAUUAACCCGGACAAUUUAUGCCGCAUGGACCCAGCAUGGCAUCCCUGGUUAUAAAGUUACAAACCUCUGUAUUUUUCACUAUUUGUGGUUAUGUUUAAGGACUUUCUAUAAGUAAUUAAUUAAAAAAAAUAUAUGUUCAUCUUGCUUUUUAAUAAUCAAUAGAUUUCUUUAGGUUACUUAAUUUUUCAAAAAUAUUUCUUUAGCAAUUUUGUCUAGAAUUUCCCAAUCGGAUAAGCAGCAGCUCCCAAAUCAUUCCCACCUAUACCUUUUUCGUCUAUUAGACUGCAAGUAUUUUUCCGCACGGAGUAACAUCAUUUGACGUGUAAAUAGCUGCAAAAUAAAUGUUUCUCUCAAGUGUUCGGAUUUCACAA
Molecule: messenger RNA, 11835 nt
Organism: Anastrepha obliqua
Lineage: Eukaryota; Metazoa; Arthropoda; Insecta; Diptera; Tephritidae
Gene: Nipped-A
Product: transcription-associated protein 1
Exons: 21
Coding region: 68-11518 (3816 amino acids)
Biological process (GO): regulation of DNA-templated transcription; DNA repair
Cellular component (GO): SAGA complex; NuA4 histone acetyltransferase complex; nucleus
Molecular function (GO): protein binding; transcription coregulator activity
Source: RefSeq, a predicted model, not a curated record